AUGGCCACAAUCUUACUUUCCUUUCUCCACAAUCUCCCUUUCAUAACUCCCCAGCAAGACUACAUCCGCAAUCGUCAGCUUGACUGCUUUUCUGAAGCACCUUCGAUAACCAAAGGCUACAGCUGCAAUGGAAUCAGAACCGGCCAAUGCCAGUAUUUCACAACUUUCCAAUCCUUCCCACCUGACUAUGAAACCCCGAUCUCGAUCGCCCUCCUCCUGGGCUCAGAACCUUCCACCAUAGCUUCCAUAAACAACAUCUCCUCCAUCUCGACGAAAAUCCCACCCGGGACAUGGAUCAUAGUACCCGUCUCUUGUUCUUGUUUCGGAAGCAUUUAUCAACACAACUCUCCUUACACUGUCAGGGCUCUGGAUGAGACUUACUUCACUAUUGCCAACAACACCUUCCAGGGCCUGACGACUUGUCAAGCCUUGGCAGGGCAGAACUACUACUACAGCAUCGAGCAGCUUCGCAUUGGUUUCGAGCUGAAUGUUCCAUUGAAGUGUGCCUGUCCAAGUGAGAAACAGGCUGCCACCGGUGUGGUGUCCUUGUUGGGGUACAUGGUGACGUGGGGAGAUACCAUUCCAUUGAUCGCUGACCAGUUUGGCGUUGAUAGUGCCAGGAUCAUGGAGGCUAAUAGAUUCGAGAAUGAUAGUGUUAUCUUCCCGUUUACUCAACUUUUGGUCCCUCUCGAUAGCCAGAGUUGUGAAGCAAAUCCUGACGGUUUCUUCUGCAGCUGUAGUGUAAAUCCUGGAAUCUGCAUUCCCGACAAGAAAAAGUUCCCUCUCAAGUUGGUUAUACUGCUAGGACCUGGGAUUGGAAUUGGACUAUUGGCCACAUUCCUGAUCUUCUACAAACUGAUUCAGUACCUCAAAAAGAAAAGAAACAGAAUCCACAAACAAAAACUGUUCAAGCAAAAUGGUGGCGUCUUGCUACAGCAGAAGCUCAAUUCAUACCCAGGAAGCCAUGAGAACUCAAAGCUAUUCACCGAAGAGGAGCUGAAAAGAGCUACUGACAACUACAACCAGAGCCGCUUCCUCGGCCAAGGAGGGUUCGGGACAGUCUACAAAGGAAUGCUUCCAGAUGGAACCAUAGUUGCUGUCAAGAAGUCUAGAACCAUUGACAAGACACAGAUUCAACAAUUCAUAAACGAGGUUGUCAUUCUGUCCCAGAUCAAUCACAGACAUAUUGUUAAGCUCUUAGGCUGUUGCCUUGAAACUCAGUUCCCAUUGCUUGUCUACGAGUUCAUCCCCAAUGGUAGUCUCUCAAGUUACAUCCAUAGCCAAAAUAUGGAUGGAGAAGAAGUUUCGGCGUCUUUUCCAUGGGAAGAUCGAUUCAGAAUCGCAGGGGAAGUUGCUGGAGCUGUGGCUUACAUGCACUCCGCAGCUUCAUUUCCCAUCUUCCAUCGUGACAUCAAGUCAUCGAACAUACUGUUGGAUGCCAAGUUGAGUGCCAAAGUAGCGGAUUUUGGUACUUCUAGAUCAGUUCCCGAAGACAAGACUCAUCUUACUACCGGGGUACAGGGCACGUUUGGGUACUUGGAUCCAGAGUACUUCCGCACGAGCCAGUUCACAGAGAAGAGCGAUGUGUACAGCUUUGCUGUCGUUCUUUUGGAGCUUAUGACUGGCCAAAAGCCCAUUUUAUUCACUACAGGUGAAGAAGAGAGGAGCCUUAUCGCACAUUUCAUUUCAUCAAUGAAGGAAAACCAGGAUGGCCUGGCGGAGAUAUUGGACCCUGUGGUCAGUACAGAAGCCAGGAAAGAGGAUGUGGAAGCCAUUGCAGAGCUAGCUGUGAGGUGUUUGAGAUUGAACGGGAAGAAAAGGCCUACAAUGAGAGAGGUGGCUAUGGAGCUUGAUGGGCUGAGGAACUCAAAAAGGAGAUCGCAACUUGAUCAAGAAGAUUCCUUUGUGGAUAGAACAUACAGUAAUCAGCUUGAUGCUGAAAGAGAAGAGUCCAUUGAGGACAGCUUUGCUAUCUCUGUAGAGCUUGAAUCCGUCUGA
Molecule: messenger RNA, 1998 nt
Organism: Linum tenue
Lineage: Eukaryota; Viridiplantae; Streptophyta; Magnoliopsida; Malpighiales; Linaceae
Source: the annotation of a GenBank genome assembly